CUCUCCAUUACAUCCAUCGAACAACUCUGAGUUUUGCGCGCUAUGAAAUCUCAGAUCAUUUUCGCUCUUCUCCUAGACUUCACCUCGGCCCAGCUUGGGGAUAUUCUCUCUUAUAAGUACCAGCGUUAUUCCGAAUGUGGAAGCCUUCUGUCAACCUGCCAACCAACCAUUUCAACAUGCGCGAAAAUCGUAUGCGCAGAAUGCACUGACCUCGGCCAAACCGUCAUCAACAAUUGCUGCUCUCAAGCAAAUCCUCAACAAUGCUUCAUCAGCCGAGCUGGUAGUGGUGGCAAUGGCAAUCCAUACAUCACAACCGCGGCACCAGACCCUAACCUCGCCGCGUGCUCCACGGCACUCGAAUACAUCACGGAAUGCGAGGCCGGAACACCCGGGUUCUCGAACUUAGCCAACAGCGAUGAGGCAAGCUGCCUUUGCUAUGAUAGCACCACAAGUUGGGACCCAGUGGCUUUUGAUAAUCCAUGGAGUUCUUGCAUUGCGUGGGCGAAGACGGCCGACUCUACUGCUUAUGUUGGAUUGCUCUCCAAUGCUGGUAUGUGUGCAUCCGUGGGAAACAUUUUGAAUGCCCCUGCCAGUGUGGCAGUAACAUCAACAACCACUAUGGGAAGCGGGGCGAAGGCGACUGUAACUUCUACGGUGGCAACACCUGCAAGCGGAAGUCAAUCUGUCGUGAUGGCGACUUCCAGCACUACAAAGUCGACCAGCAGCAAUGCUUGUUCACGUUUCACGAGAAAUAUAAGAGGUGUUCUUGGGGUGCAGGUUGUGUUUGGCUUGGGCUUGGGCCUGGUCUUGUAA
Molecule: messenger RNA, 813 nt
Organism: Hyaloscypha bicolor E
Lineage: Eukaryota; Fungi; Ascomycota; Leotiomycetes; Helotiales; Hyaloscyphaceae
Exons: 3
Coding region: 43-813 (256 amino acids)
Source: RefSeq, a predicted model, not a curated record